This is a messenger RNA of Rubroshorea leprosula, 903 nucleotides long. Lineage: Eukaryota; Viridiplantae; Streptophyta; Magnoliopsida; Malvales; Dipterocarpaceae. The record is from the annotation of a GenBank genome assembly.
AGUUUUUAAAUUGCAUUUUUUGAAAGUUAUGUUUAGCUGUGGUAGUAAAGUUGAAGGAUCUAGCAUAGCAGGAGUCAGGAAAUAAUUGAGGAAUAGGUGUUUGUUUCUAGGGCUGAAAAUUUGGUUGAUUUUGGUUUUUCUAAAGCAAGUUGGAGGAUCCCUUACUUGGUUUAUUUUAGUUUGUUUAGGGUCAUUUUGAGAUAUUAUGCAUGUCGGGUUCUUAUCUGGUGGCUGAGGAUGGUGGGCCCCGUAGUCGAACUGGGGGGAUAAGUGUCUCUCUUUCUACUCCUGAUGGUCACGUUAUGGGUGGUGGAGUUGCAACACUGAUUGCUGCAAGUCCAGUUCAGCUGGUGGUAUGCAGUUUCGUCUAUGGAGGAUCUAAAUCCAAGAAUAAGCAACUAGCUAGCCCCAAAGACAACAAGGAUUCUCCACUGCAAUCCAAUAAUAAAACAGCUACUCCAAGUAGUGCACCUCCGACCCAAAAUUACUCUCCAGCUGGAGGAAUGAUUGCUUGGCCUGGUUCACAGUCAGUUGAUCUGAGAAAUCCCCACACUGAUAUUGACUUGACACAAGGAUGAUCGUUUGGUGCAACCGAAACAUGGCAUCUUUGUACAAAUUUGUUGUUGUACAUGUACCUUGGCAACUAUGGAAAAUGGAAAUUCAAAUCCUUCCUGUCUGCUUGAUGCGACCAGAAGGGCUCGUUCUAACGUAGUGUGUAACCAUGACCAUGAGGUUAACAGAAUUGAAGUUCCCCUAUUAUUUAAUGUUAGAGAUAUGUUAAUCCGUUGCUAGCACGGAAUAUCAGCCAUUAUUUUGACUUUAAUUUAAGAUGGUCUUGCAAUCAAUUUCCUAAAUUUUCAUUGAAAUCAUUAGCUUUGUGAGUCAUAAAGCUAUGAAAUUCUA